Molecule: messenger RNA, 693 nt
Organism: Spirometra erinaceieuropaei
Lineage: Eukaryota; Metazoa; Platyhelminthes; Cestoda; Diphyllobothriidea; Diphyllobothriidae
Source: the annotation of a GenBank genome assembly
AUGCCGAGGAGCGUUUCUGUAAGACCACCAGCUAGAACUGACUUUGGCCGCGAGGUUGCCUGGAGCUGCAGCCGACGCAUACUGAGGACCCUCAACAACGAAUGUCACAUUUGUCUGCGCAAAUACGACAGGAAAAUCGAAAGGGAGAAGGCGGCAUUUGCAGCAUACCUGGACGAGCAAACAAUGCGAUACCUGGAGAGCUGGAUCUUGAUUAAGGUGAACGAGGAGCGAGACAAGAAUAAGACCCAACUCCUCAGCAAAAUGCGUAACCUAAAACAAGCACAAGCACCCGUGCGCGAACCGUCAGCCGUCCUCAACCUGUCAUCUAAACGGCUGCCAGACCACCAAAUUAAAAUGCUUCAACAUAAAUCCGGCUACAACACGGGAGACGCACAGCCAGUAGAUUUUAUCGCUGCACUUGAACUGGCCCUCUCAAAUACGGAUGCCGCAGAAGACACCAAGAACGCGAUUCGCCAGCGAGUCGCAUCCCUCAUCAUAUCCCAUAGGCCAUGCCGAACCGUCACCUCAGCGGAGUUCAAGGCCAUAAGGGAAAAAAAGAAUGACGAAGGAAUUAUCAUUGUUCCAGCGGACAAAGGUCGGGCAACCGUGGUCCUAGAGAAGUCAGAUUACGUGACGAAAGCCCGAGAGCCACUAAACGACAACCAGUCAUACAGUACCUGUGCUAACUCAUGA